AUGGACCCCAUCUACCUCAACGGUCCCUCCGCGUCCACGCCCUAUGAGCAGAUCGAGAUCGACGACGACGAAGAAGACCAGCUCGACUCGGAUCUCGACGACAAGGACGAGGAUGAGCAGCUCGAGCCCGACGUAGAAGAAGACGAGGAAGACGACGACGAGCUCCACGAAGAGGGUCUCGUCGGCCCCGGACAUAGUCCAUCCGCGAACGGGCGGCGGAAAUACCACAGAAAGAGCGGCGAGCGCGUGCCCGGCCAGACGCUCCUCCCACACACGCGGCUCGAGAAUAUUCUCCGCGCAGACGGCGAGAGUGGCCCAAUGUCCAAGGAGGCCCUAUUCGUGCUCUCGAUAGCUACCGAGGAGUUCAUCAGACAGCUCUCACGCGCCGGGCACCGUCAGGCCAGCACAUCCAAACGUUCUACAAUAAAUUAUCGCGACAUGGCAUCAGCCGUUACUCGCCAUCGUGAAUUUUCCUUCCUCAAUGACAUAAUACCGUCGCCUCUUCCCCUCAAGCAAGCCCUCGAGCGCCGCGCGCUCAAGGAAAAAGAACUCGUCGACGAAGACCCGGCGCUCUCCGCCCCUCCUGCUCCCUCGCCCCUCCCCGACCCCUCCCUCCCCACCAUAACCCUCCCACUCUCCGCCUCCGCGACCUCCUCUCAGGCACCCACACCCUCAUCCAACUCCAUGUCCGCCGACGCUCUCCCGCGCCCGAAACCCGCCCGAGCCAAACGCAGACGCACCACAAACGGCGUGGACGGCGCCCAGCCUCGCUUCACCACCGCCACUACCGACGACUCUGCCGACCCCUCCCAGACGCCGCCUUUCGCCAACGGCGCAGCCGACCCCUCUCAGGCCGCAUUCACAAACGCAGCAUCCGAACGCCGCCACGACGCGCGCGCGCGCGACAGUCGCGGGCGGUACAGCCACGGCGGGCACAGCGACAGCACGCACAGCUCCGGCACGCGACGCAGCUCGCGCCAUUCCGAGCCCCGCACCUGGACGGACCUCGCGCAUCCCGCGCCGCAGCCCCCCUCUAGCUUCGACCCGCUCCCCCACGAUCACCCUGCGCUCGCACCGAUGUACGUCCCCCCCUCCGCAUCCGCGCCCAUGCCCGCCCACGCCCACGCCCACGCCCACUCCGCGUCGCCCGUGGACGUGCAGGCGCACGGUCAUGUCGUGGGCUGGAGCGGCGCCGUGGACGCGCAAGCGCCCCGGACGCACUCGCAGCCACCGUGGCCAGGUGCGCUCGCUGGCCCGGCAAGCGCGUACCUCGAGGAGCGCGCGCGCAGUGCAGCGCCGUCUGCAGGAUCUGGGGAAGGCCCGUUCGGGCAGACGGGGCGGACGAUCUACUCGCAGCGGUGAAUGCUGCUGCACACACUCUGCUCGUGCGCGCAUGUGUGCUUGCGAGGGCUGGGGUCUCGUUGCUGUAGUUGUUGUGGCCCGUAGCUUGUCUUUCUAUCUUUCGGUCCGUCUCCGCGUUUUUUUUUGGUCUUCGUCUCCUCUGUUCGUCUGUUCGCGCUUUCUUUCACUCACUGGUUACAUACAUACUUAUUUCGCACCGCAAACUGUCUAUCACCAAGUUAACUGAGGCGGGCCUGGCCUUUCGCCCGCGUACACCACGAUUCGUCCUGUCCCACUCAUCCGAUCACUGACGUUCAACUACAACAAACGCAAAACCCAAUACAACAAGCCUUAUGU
Heterobasidion irregulare TC 32-1 is the source of this 1698-nucleotide messenger RNA. RefSeq lists its product as uncharacterized. The transcript is spliced from 5 exons. The coding region runs from base 1 to 1362 and encodes 453 amino acids. Lineage: Eukaryota; Fungi; Basidiomycota; Agaricomycetes; Russulales; Bondarzewiaceae. Gene Ontology annotation, molecular function: protein heterodimerization activity. Gene Ontology annotation, cellular component: nucleus; CHRAC. The record is from RefSeq and is a predicted model, not a curated record.